CGUCGUCUUCUUGUUCGAAUUAAAGUUCCAAGAACUUCAAAGAAGAUGUUGUGUUGAAAUCCACCUUAUCAUAUGUACCUGUAAGACUGUUGUAUUUCCAGUUCCAUAGUUCAACAAACAGGGUUCUAACCUAGCAGUGGCGAGUCAUUCAGCCUGAUGUGCGUCUAAAAACAAGUGAAUUAUAUAUUUCAUGCUGUAAUCAAAUAUUUUUACUUUUGGAUUUGGGACACUAAAAGUGUAUAAAAAUGAGUUACUCUAGUGAUGAAGUGAACUUUCUUGUGUAUCGCUACCUGCAGGAAUCAGGUUUCCAUCACUCUGCAUAUACAUUUGGUAUUGAGUCACAUAUAUCACAAAGCAAUAUCAAUGGUGCCCUUGUACCUCCUGCAGCUUUAUUGAGUAUUCUUCAAAAGGGUUUGGAAUAUACUACAGCAGAAAUUACUUAUGGGGAAGAUGGUUCUGAAAUACGUCUCACUGAGAGCUUGAGCUUAAUUGAUGCUGUGAGUCCAGAGAUAAUAGCUGCUCGUCAAAAUGCACAUAACACACAGAAACAAGCUAUCAGAGCAGAGCAGGGAGCUGGAACUGAACAAAAUGGUGUUGAAGUCACAGCAUGUAACCCACCAGCAACAACUGGCGGCGCAGCAACUCCGAGUGCUCCUGAGAACAUGGAGGUUGACCAGUCCAUAGAAAUACCUGCCAGCAAGGCUACAGUUCUCAGAGGUCACGAGUCUGAGGUGUUCAUUUGUGCAUGGAACCCUAGCACGGAUCUGUUGGCAAGUGGCUCGGGUGAUAGCACAGCCAGGAUCUGGGAUAUGUCUGACAAUCCUGCUACAACUCCCAAUCAGUUGGUACUGAGACACUGUAUACAGAAAGGUGGAGCAGAGGUGCCCAGCAAUAAAGACGUCACUUCUUUGGACUGGAACUGUGACGGUAACCUCCUAGCGACGGGAUCAUAUGACGGCUACGCCCGUAUUUGGACAACUGAUGGAACUUUAGCCUCCACAUUAGGUCAACACAAGGGACCUAUAUUUGCUCUGAAAUGGAACAAACGCGGGAACUACAUUCUGAGUGCUGGGGUUGACAAGACUACCAUAAUAUGGGAUGCCGCGUCAGGGCAGUGUACUCAGCAAUUUUCCUUUCAUUCUGCCCCUGCGCUAGAUGUAGACUGGCAAACAAACACAUCAUUUGCUUCUUGUUCUACAGAUCAGUGCAUCCAUGUAUGCAGACUCCAUGUUGACAAGCCUAUUAAAAGUUUCCAGGGACAUACCAAUGAAGUCAACGCCAUAAAAUGGGAUCCACAAGGACAGUUGCUCGCUUCCUGUUCUGACGACAUGACUUUGAAAAUCUGGUCCAUGAAACAAGAUACGUGUGUUCAUGAUUUACAAGCACAUUCAAAAGAAAUUUAUACCAUCAAGUGGUCUCCUACCGGUCCGGGAACACAGAAUCCAAAUAUGAAUCUAAUUUUGGCCAGCGCUUCUUUUGACUCUACUGUACGUUUAUGGGAUGUCGAAAGGGGCGUGUGUAUACACACUUUAACAAAGCAUACAGAGCCAGUUUACAGUGUAGCCUUUUCGCCCGAUGGCAAGUUUCUGGCAAGUGGGUCUUUUGACAAGUGUGUGCAUAUUUGGUCGACGCAGACCGGUGGUCUAGUCCACUCGUACAAGGGCACGGGCGGCAUAUUUGAGGUGUGCUGGAACUCACGAGGCACCAAGGUCGGCGCUAGUGCCAGUGACGGCAGCGUGUUUGUAUUAGAUUUACGUAAACUAUAAGGAACAACCCUCAGGGCUCGUUCCACUUGACGGUCGCGUCACUCUCGGCGACGCACGCGGCAUUAAGGAAACUUUUUCCGGCGGCAUGAAAGAGCAAACCUUUAUACCUACAGAUAGAUUGAAUGUUCCUACUACUUAACUGUUUUUAGGGUUCCGUACCAAAAAGGUACAGUCAAGUGCAAAAAUAUGUAUCGAAAAAAAUGUCUCAUAAAUAUGGUACUACGCUCUUAUUACACCGGACGAAGAUGCUAUGGGACAUAUUUAUGAGUAAGAUGUGUACACACAUAUUUUUACCCUUGACUGUACAAAAGGAACCCCUAUGGCGCCGCUCUGUCCGUCUGUCUGUCUGUCACAUUAUUAAAUAUCUCGAGAACUACUUAUGCUAUCGCUUUGAAAUUUUGAAUACUUAUGAACAUUGUUAACCUCUACAA
Leguminivora glycinivorella is the source of this 2197-nucleotide messenger RNA. It is a transcript of the gene ebi, whose product is annotated as F-box-like/WD repeat-containing protein TBL1X. Lineage: Eukaryota; Metazoa; Arthropoda; Insecta; Lepidoptera; Tortricidae. Bases 246 to 1766 code for a protein of 506 amino acids. Gene Ontology annotation, cellular component: histone deacetylase complex. Gene Ontology annotation, biological process: regulation of transcription by RNA polymerase II. Gene Ontology annotation, molecular function: protein binding; transcription corepressor activity. The transcript has 9 exons. The record is from RefSeq and is a predicted model, not a curated record.